Molecule: messenger RNA, 1608 nt
Organism: Capsella rubella
Lineage: Eukaryota; Viridiplantae; Streptophyta; Magnoliopsida; Brassicales; Brassicaceae
Exons: 11
Coding region: 81-1442 (453 amino acids)
Source: RefSeq, a predicted model, not a curated record
AGUGACUGAGAGAGAUCUUCCACCAUCUAUAAAUAUAACCAAAUAACCGUCGUUCUUCUCCGGCGGCGACAUUGGUGGUAAUGGAUGCUCUCCGAUUCGAGUUUAGCUCAGCUUCCUUCACUUCCGCUGUAGCCACUGCUUCUUUACACAGUCACUCUCGGCACUUCUUCUCCUCACUGCGACUCGGCGGUAGACUCGUUGGCUCAUCAUAUCCGACGAUCUCUUCCGCCGCGAGGACGACGGUGAAUGAAAUUUGCACGGCGGAUGAACUCCACUAUGUUACUGUUCCAAACUCCGAUUGGCGCCUCGCUCUCUGGCGAUAUCUUCCUUCCCCAAAGGCACCGAAGAGGAAACACCCUUUGCUUCUACUGUCUGGGAUUGGGACCAAUGCUGUUACAUUCGAUCUUUCCCCUGAGUGUUCCUUCGCAAGAUUCAUGUCUGGUUCUGGAUUUGAUACAUGGAUUCUUGAGCUCCGUGGAGCCGGGUUGAGUUCUCUAAGUGCUGAUACAAAUCUUGGGAAAGCGAACCAGCAGUGGAUAGUCUCAAAUCUAUUGCAGAAUCUCAUAAGUGUAUCUGAGAGACUGGAAAAUGUUCUUGAUGGAGGUUCCAAGAUCAUUGGGCUGCAAGACCGUAUAUCUAAGAGAGUGGGAGAUUUCAAGCAGCGGCUUGAACUUAUCCCUCACUACAAUUGGGAUUUUGAUAACUAUCUAGAAGAAGAUGUUCCUUCUGCGAUGGAGUAUGUGAGGGCUCAAACCAAACCUAAAGAUGGGAAGUUGCUCGCUGUUGGUCACUCAAUGGGUGGUAUCUUGUUAUACGCCAUGCUCUCAAGAUGUGGCUUUAAAGGAAUAGACUCGGGGCUGGCUUCUGUGGCCACUCUAGCAUCAACAUUAGAUUAUUCAUCUUCAAGAACACUCCUCAAGUACCUAUUACCCAUCAAAGAGCCUGCAGAAGCUAUUAACCUGCCUAUCAUGCCGAUUGACACAAUGCUCGCGAUGGCUCACCCUUUAAUGUUUCGUCCUCCAUAUGCUUUGUCCUGGUUAACAGCUAAUAUUUCUGCUCCUCAAAUGAUGGACCCCGAAGUGAUUGAGAAGCUUGUUUUGAACAGUUUAAGCACAGUACCAGUUAAGCUUCUCUUGCAGCUAACAACAGUUGUGAACCAAGGUGGACUGCGUGACAGAACUGGUACUUUCUAUUACAAGGAUCAUAUCAGCAAAACAAAUGUGCCGAUCUUAGCUCUUGCAGGGGACUGGGACAUAAUCUGCCCUCCUGAUGCUGUAUACGAUACUGUCAAGCUGAUUCCAGAACAUCUAGCUACUUUCAAAGUUUUAGGAUCACCCGGAGGUCCACAUUAUGGCCAUCAGGAUCUGCUUUCUGGUCGAAUGGCACGGAGUGAAGUAUAUCCUUUGAUUACUCGAUUUCUUCAGCAACAUGAUGAGUGUUAAGAUAACCGAUAUUUUAAAUGGGAUUGAUUCUUCUUUCUGUAUAUAAAAAAAGGUACACAUAUACCGAUAUACGUUCUAUACACACAAUCAUGUAUGCAUAUACACACAAAUCAUGUACACAUAUCUUAAAAGCAAAGUAGUAAAUAAUCGAUAUCAACUUAUUUUA